This is a messenger RNA of Chelonia mydas (Green sea turtle), 5251 nucleotides long. It is a transcript of the gene EPHB3, whose product is annotated as EPH receptor B3. Gene Ontology annotation, molecular function: transmembrane-ephrin receptor activity; ATP binding; protein binding. Gene Ontology annotation, biological process: axon guidance; protein phosphorylation; cell surface receptor protein tyrosine kinase signaling pathway. Lineage: Eukaryota; Metazoa; Chordata; Testudines; Cheloniidae. Gene Ontology annotation, cellular component: plasma membrane; neuron projection. The transcript is spliced from 16 exons. The coding region runs from base 11 to 2983 and encodes 990 amino acids. The record is from RefSeq and is a predicted model, not a curated record.
CGCCCCCGCCAUGGCCGCGGCGCCGCCGCCGCCGCUGCUGCCGGUGCUGCUGCUGCUGCUCCUGCCCGGCGGCCGCCGCGCCCUGGAAGAAACCCUGAUGGAUACGAAGUGGGUGACAUCCGAGUUGGCGUGGACGGCUCAUCCAGAGACCGGGUGGGAGGAAGUCAGUGGUUACGAUGAGGCCAUGAACCCCAUCCGAACAUACCAGGUGUGCAAUGUGCAGGAGGCCAAUCAGAACAACUGGCUUCGUACUCAGUUCAUCCAGCGCCAGGACGUCCAGCGAGUCUACGUGGAGUUGAAAUUCACUGUGCGGGACUGUAACAGCAUCCCCAACAUCCCGGGCUCCUGCAAAGAGACCUUCAAUCUCUUCUAUUACGAGUCGGAUACAGAUUCUGCCUCUGCCUCUAGCCCCUUCUGGAUGGAAAACCCCUACAUCAAAGUGGAUACAAUUGCCCCCGAUGAGAGUUUCUCCAGGCUGGAGUCUGGCCGUGUGAACACCAAGGUGCGCAGCUUUGGGCCUCUCUCCAAGAAUGGUUUUUACCUGGCCUUCCAGGACCUGGGUGCCUGUAUGUCUCUCAUCUCUGUCCGCGCUUUCUAUAAGAAAUGCUCCAACACCAUUGCUGGCUUUGCUGUUUUUCCGGAGACCUUAACUGGGGCCGAGCCCACUUCUCUGGUCAUUGCCCCUGGGACCUGCAUCCCCAAUGCAGUGGAAGUGUCUGUGCCCCUGAAGCUGUACUGUAAUGGAGAUGGGGAGUGGAUGGUACCGGUUGGAGCCUGCACAUGCGCUGCUGGAUAUGAGCCUGCCAUGAAAGAUACUCAGUGCCAAGCCUGUGGUCCUGGGACCUUCAAAUCGAAGCAAGGGGAAGGUCUCUGCUCACCCUGCCCCCCCAAUAGCCGGACGAGCUCUGGGGCAGCAACGCUUUGCACCUGUCGGAACGGCUACUUCCGGGCAGAUGCAGACUCUGCAGACAGUGCUUGCACGAGCAUCCCAUCCUCUCCUCUCAACGUCAUCUCCAACGUGAACGAGACAUCGCUGGCGCUGGAGUGGAGCGAGCCCCGGGACUCGGGGGGCCGGGACGACCUGCUGUACAACGUCAUCUGCAAGAAGUGCAGCGUGGAGCGCCGGGUGUGCACACGCUGCGACGACAACGUGGAGUUCGUGCCCCGCCAGCUCGGCCUGACGGACCGGCACAUCUACAUCAGCAACCUGAUGGCGCACACCCAGUACACCUUCGAGAUCCAGGCUGUGAACGGCGUGUCCAACAAGAGCCCCCACUCCCCACAGUUCGCCUCCGUCAACAUCACCACCAACCAGGCGGCCCCCUCGGCCGUUCCCAGAAUUCAGCUGCACGGCAGUACUGGCAGCAGCAUGAUGCUGUCGUGGACGCCCCCAGAGAGACCCAACGGGAUCAUCCUGGACUAUGAAAUCAAGUACUUUGAGAAGCAGGGCCAGAGUGACGGCAUCGCGAACACCGUCACCAGCCAGCAGAACACGGUGCGGCUGGAUGGGCUGACGGCCAACUCCAUGUAUGUAGUGCAGGUUCGGGCCCGCACUGUGGCCGGCUAUGGCCAGUACAGCCUUCCCGUGGAGUUCCAGACACCUGCAGAAGACGGCUCCAGCGGGAAGAGCUUCCAGGAGCUGCCCCUGAUCGUGGGUUCGGCCACUGCAGGCCUGGUCUUUGUCAUCGCUGUGGUGGUGAUUGCUAUUGUCUGCUUCAGGAAGCAGCGGAGCGGUACGGACUCGGAGUACACGGAGAAGCUGCAACAAUACAUCACUCCUGGGAUGAAGGUUUACAUCGACCCUUUCACCUACGAGGACCCCAACGAGGCGGUCCGGGAGUUUGCCAAAGAGAUCGACAUCUCCUGCGUCAAGAUCGAGGAGGUGAUUGGAGCAGGGGAGUUCGGGGAGGUCUGCCGGGGCCGCCUGAAGCUGCCGGGCCGGCGGGAGAUCUUUGUGGCCAUCAAGACCCUGAAAGUGGGUUACACGGAGCGACAGCGGCGGGAUUUCCUGAGCGAGGCCAGCAUCAUGGGGCAGUUUGACCAUCCCAACAUCAUCCACCUGGAGGGCGUGGUGACCAAGAGCCGGCCAGUCAUGAUCGUCACGGAGUUCAUGGAGAACUGCGCCCUGGACUCCUUCCUCCGGCUGAAUGACGGGCAGUUCACGGUGAUCCAGCUGGUGGGGAUGCUGCGCGGCAUCGCGGCCGGCAUGAAGUACCUGGCGGAGAUGAACUACGUGCACCGCGACCUGGCCGCCCGCAACAUCCUCGUCAACAGCAACCUGGUGUGCAAGGUGUCGGACUUCGGGCUCUCGCGCUUCUUGGAGGACGACCCCGCCGACCCCACCUACACCAGCUCGCUGCGUCUCUCCCCACAGGGUGGUAAGAUCCCGAUCCGGUGGACGGCUCCGGAAGCCAUCGCCUACCGCAAGUUCACCUCGGCCAGCGACGUGUGGAGUUACGGGAUCGUCAUGUGGGAGGUCAUGUCCUAUGGGGAGCGGCCCUACUGGGACAUGUCCAACCAGGAUGUGAUUAACGCUGUGGAGCAGGAUUACCGCUUGCCGCCGCCCAUGGACUGCCCCACGGCGCUGCACCAGCUCAUGCUGGACUGCUGGGUGCGUGACCGCAACCUACGGCCCAAGUUUGCACAGAUAGUGAAUACGCUGGACAAGCUCAUCCGGAACGCAGCCAGCCUGAAGGUCAUCGCCAGCGUCCACUCCGGCGUGUCUCAGCCACUCCUGGACCGCACCGUGCCGGAUUACACAACCUUCACCACCGUGGGCGACUGGCUCGACGCCAUCAAAAUGGGACGGUACAAGGAGAGCUUUGUCAACGCUGGAUUUGCAUCCUUCGACCUGGUGGCGCAGAUGACAGCGGAAGACCUGCUCAGGAUAGGGGUGACGCUCGCAGGACAUCAAAAGAAGAUCCUGAGCAGUAUUCAGGACAUGCGGCUGCAAAUGAACCAGACCCUCCCAGUUCAGGUUUGACCACAGGAAAUUCUGGGGCUGGAAUGGACUGAGGGAAUCUGUCAAUAAGAUUCUAGUUUGCGGUGCGGCCCGGCUUCCUGUUUUCCCCUUUGCGUGGAGCUUCUCGGCCUCUGACAGUCACACGGGAUGGGACGCGCCUCCGUGAAUCCAAGGCACUUGGGCCGAGAGGGAGACCAGCCUUGUGUUUGUGUUUGGAACAGAGCCGGCGAUGCAGUCUUCAUAUUGAAGACAGAUUAUCGGAUGAAGACUUCACCCCCUCUUCCUGCCCCAUCUCCGCUGCACACAGCGCCGUGGGUUCAGGAGGUGUUCCGCUUCUUGGAUUUCCUUAACCCCAAAGUCACAAACAUUCUCCUCUCGCUACGCGCCUUUUGGAGACGCUGCGGGCACUUUCCCGAGCUCGUGGCCUAGCGAGGGGGUUGUGGGGAUACAAGCAUACACAGCAGCUGCCCGACCGUGAAGGGCAUGGAGCGGGGUCCAACCUGGCCUUCUCCUGUGCAGCCCCAGACAAUCAUGUCCCCCUGCUGCCCCCAUACAGGGAUCUGCACUGGAAUGUGUCGGAAGGGGGGGUAUCGGUCCGUUUGCCUCUGGACGCCGGAACCUGACCCCAGUGAGAUUACUAUGCAGGGAGUUGGACACACCAACUCCAGAUCUCUCGUCCCUCUUUGUUUUAUGGCCGAAUCUGGACUGCGGAGAAAGGCCAUCAGCGCGAGUUUGCACAGGGACCAGGGGAGCAAAGGCAGCCUUGCUCCUGCUCAGCCAGAGUUCGGAGCGCCGUCAGGGAGGCCAGGCCGAGCUGGCUGCGGAGCCCGGCUUCUCCCCAGUCUCCUGUUUUAUGCAGAAGGAGCGGGUCUUGUCAGAGCGCGGCCAUCUCCUGACGCACGCUGUGAUUGCUGCCAAAAGACUCUCACUUCUGCUGCUUUGACUCUUCCUGGCCGCUCGGCUUGUCCCGAGCGAGGGGGGAGAGUCCCAGCGCAAGCGUGCGUGCGUGUGUGCUGGCCAGCUGGGUGAGGGCACGGGCAGAAUAAAGGCAAUAAGAAUUUUACUUGAGUUUCCUUCGCUCGCUUAGUCUCUGCCGCUGUACAGAACCCAAGAGACAUGGAGCACAAGCCCAUUCCUUCCUUUGUACAGGCGUAGUGCUCUUCCCCCCCCCCCCUUCUGGAGCACGGGGCAUGGUCCUUCCCUGCCCCCAGCCCUGUGCUCCGGCCCCUGGCUGUAAAUAUCACAGGGAGCUGGCAGAAGGGCUGGCUUCACUAGUAUAACCCCCUUCCCUGUCAAUCAGGCGUAGCUGUCCUGACACCCGAUGCCAUGAUGGUCAUACAGGGUCUUAGCCACUUCCUCAGCUGUGUCCACAAACCCACCAGCUUUUCCCCGCCCUUCCCCCUGCAAUGCUUACUAGGGAGCCUUGCCCUGUAGGAGUCCGUAAGGGCAAGGAGAAGGGUACUGUCCCCUGGCCGCAUAGGGAGUGGGGUGACCCUGCCUGAGGGCUAGCAGGAAGUGGGGCUUGGGUUUAGGGGUCACACAGGCUUGGCCAUGAAGAGCUACAUGUAGGGACUAUACGGUGCUGGUUUCUAACCCUCUCGGCCUGAACCGAACUGUGCAAAACAAACCUAGAGUCAAAGCCAGGCAUGACCAGCCGAGCGGGUGCAGGCAGUGGGCUGGGAGCAGAGCCUCUGUUACCGGUGCCAGGAGCUCUGCCUGGGCCCAACCCCAAAUUUGGAGAAACCGCCCAGGCUGGCUGGGCUUGUCUGACUUUCCUGGCUGCUGAGCCAGGCCCCGUUCUAUCCUGUCUAUUGGCCACUCUUGCUGAUAGCCCUUCUAGACAGAAAAGGAGAGAGCUGUUAGAGACCAUCUUCCCUCUUCUGCCCCCCUUUGCUCUUUGCUGGAGAACUUCAGUCCUCCAGCGUCCCAGCAUUCCCUUGGGACUACUUAGCCCGGCGUAAGGAGGGGACAACUUGGGUGGAGUGCAGCAACUAGCUACGCCCGUGACUCAGCUAUAAAAUUCAUGCCUGAUCCUUCACCACCUCUGGGUUUGGAAGGAUUCGAUGUUUAUCGGCAAAUGUCAGUGAACUUCGAUUUCAUCGCGCACACGCAGACCAGUGGAAGAAAUAUUUCCAUGGGUGAUCAUGGCAAUUUACAGAUAGAUGCUGCUUGAGAACUCAUUGGAGUUCGAUUUAAGGGUAUUGAUGGCCUGUAUUUUGACAUGUGAUGUUGACCCCUCCCCCCCCCCUCCAUAAUUUCACCCAGCUGUGAAAAUUUAAAUUGAUAAGU